AUGAGCGCCAUUUAUAAACUAUCUAUCCAGGGUAUACGAUCCUUCGACUCUAAUGAUAGGGAGACAAUCGAAUUUGGUAAACCGUUGACUUUGAUAGUCGGUAUGAAUGGCUCUGGUAAAACAACCAUUAUCGAAUGUUUGAAAUACGCCACCACGGGUGAUCUACCACCCAAUAGUAAAGGCGGAGUUUUUAUUCAUGAUCCAAAAAUAACUGGUGAGAAGGACGUAAGAGCUCAGGUCAAGCUCGCAUUCACGAGUGCUAAUGGCCUUAAUAUGAUUGUUACCAGAAAUAUUCAGCUGCUGAUGAAGAAAACAACCACCACAUUCAAGACGCUGGAGGGCCAAUUGGUCGCUAUAAACAGCAGCGGUGACCGCAGUACCUUGUCUACCAGGUCAUUAGAAUUGGACGCUCAAGUUCCCCUUUAUUUGGGUGUCCCGAAGGCCAUCUUGGAGUACGUGAUCUUCUGUCAUCAGGAAGACAGUCUUUGGCCACUGAGUGAACCGUCCAAUCUGAAAAAGAAGUUUGAUGAGAUUUUCCAGGCCAUGAAAUUCACAAAGGCUUUGGACAAUUUGAAAUCCAUAAAGAAAGACAUGUCCGUAGAUAUUAAAUUAUUGAAACAGUCAGUGGAGCAUUUGAAGUUAGACAAGGACAGAUCCAAGGCAAUGAAACUCAAUAUUCACCAAUUACAGACCAAAAUAGAUCAGUACCAUAAAGAAGUGUCCCAAAUCGAAUUUCAAUUGAGCGAGAUUACUGGGCAAUCAGAUAAAUUAUUUAAAUCGAAUCAAGAUUUCCAAAAAAUUCUAUCCAAAGUGGAAAACUUGAAAAACGCAAAAAUAUCGAUCAGUGAUCAGGUGAAAAGAUUGUCAAACUCCAUUGAUAUUAUAGACCUUUCCAAACCAGAUUUACAAAACCUGUUAGAUAACUUCUCCAAAGUCUUAAUGGAUAAGAAUAAUCAAUUAAAAGAUCUAGAAGCGAGUACUUCCAAUUUGAAAGACCGGCAAUCUUCCCUACAAAAUCGCUCUAAUUCUCUCAUAAGAAGACAGGGUGAACUAGAAGCUGGUAAGGAGACAUAUGAAAAGAACUUGAAUCACCUUUCCUCGCUAAAGGAAGCCUUCCAGCACAGAUUUCAGGACCUUUCAGAUAUUAAAAACAACGAUAUGGCCCAAAUAAACCACAAGAUGUCGCAAUUCAAGGCUUUCAUCUCACAUGAUCUAACCAACACUGCAAAAAAGUUUGAAGAAGAAAUUCAGUUGAAGGAGACAAGCUUAUCGGAAUUGGUAAAGUCAAUAACCGUCGAUUCACAAAAUUUGGAAUAUAAUAAAAAAGAUAGAACAAAAUUAAUAUGCGAUACGGAAGAACUUGCUGAAAAAAUAAGAUCCUUCAAAAAUUCGUUCACUGAAGAUGAUCUCAAGAAUGAAUUAGAAAACUUGAAGACUUACAAAGAAAAGUUGCAGACUUGGGAAAAUGAAAAUAUCAUACCCAAAUUAAAUCAGCAAAUUGAAGAGAAGAAUAAUGAAAUGAUAAUUUUAGAGAACCAAAUCGAGAAAUUCCAAGAUCGUAUAAUGAAAACUAAUCAACAGGCCGACUUAUAUGCCAAACUAGGUCUGAUAAAGAAAUCCGUCGGUGCCAAAUCAGAUGAAUUGCAAAAAAUCAUACAAACAUUACUGAAUAAUUCAAAAAUAAGACAGAUUUUUCCAAUUAUGCAAGAUUUUAAACAAGACUUCCAAGGGUCUGAUUUAGAAAUGGAUUUUCAGAAAUUGUUUAUUAAUAUGCAAAAGAAUAUUGCUAUCAACAAUAAGGAGAUGCACGAAAUUGAUAGGAAAUAUACCAAUGCCUUAUAUAAUUUCAAUACCAUAGAAAAAGAUUUACAAGAGAACCAGCAAUCAAAACAGAAAGUGACACAGCUCUUAAACGAAAACUUACCAGAAGAUUGUACGAUUGAUGAAUAUAGCGAUGUCCUGGAAGAAAGUGAACUCUCCUACAAGACUGCAUUGGAGAACCUGAAAAUGCAUCAAACCACCUUAGAAUUCAAUAGGAAAGCCCUAGAAAUUGCCGAACGUGACAGCUGCUGUUAUUUGUGUUCAAGAAAAUUUGAAAAUGACUCGUUUAAAAGCAAAUUAUUACAGGAAUUGAAAAUUAAGACAGAUGCAAAUUUUGAGAAAUCUUUAAAAGAUACUGUUCAAAAUGAAAAGGAAUACCUUGAUAGUUUAAGGCUGUUGGAUAAACAUAUCAUAUCAUUGAGUUCGAUAAAUGAAAAAAUCAAUAAUUCCCGCGAACAUCUUGAAAAAGCUAAUGAAGAAACUAAAUCUUCUAAAUUGAAACUCUAUGAACUGGAAACGAAGUCCACAACUCUGAGAAACGACAAAGAGUUUGCCGAAUCUGACAUCCGUCCAUUAAUUGAGAGAUUUACCUAUGUAGAAAAGGAGAUCAAAGAUCUUGAGAAUAAUUCUAAAUCAAUAUCUGAUGAAUUAUCAAUUUACAGCACCAGUGGAGAUGGUAUUCAAACUGUUGAUGAGUUAAGGGACCAACAAAGAAAGAUGAAUGAUUCUUUACGUCAAUUGAGGAAACACAUUUUGGGUAUUCAGAUGGAAAAGGAUGAAAAAGUGAAAGAAAGUUCAAGAAUCAUUAGCUUAACUAAGGAAAAGGAGCUAAAGGUUUCUGAAAUUGAAUCCUCUUUAACACAGAAGCAAAACAUUGAUAAUUCUAUAAAAUCUAAAGAGGUGAACAUUAAAGAUAUUGAUUCCAGAGUUGAAGCCUUAGAAUCACGUAUAGUUUCUUUACAAAAUAAAAGAGAUGAAUCCAAGAAUGUUUUAGACCAAUUGAAAAAUGAGCGUGAUCUUCAAAUAAGCAGUAAACAAAAAAAUGUGGCAGACGUCAACCGAUUGAUAGAUAGAUAUCAAACCAUCUAUAAGGAAGUUAUUGAUUUCGAAUCUAAGGGUUUCAACGAAUUACAAACAACGGUAAAAGAGUUGGGGUCAAACAAAGUUCAAAUGCAGGAACUGAAGGAACAACUUGAUGUCAAAAUGAACGAAGUAAAUGAGGAAAAGAGAAAACUUGCCGACUCGAAUAAUGAAGAGAAAAACUUGAGGCAAAAUCUGGAAUUAAUUGGAUUGAAAUCACAGUUCCAAAAUAUUGAAUCUGAGAUCAAUAGACUAGAUGUUCAAAAUGCGGAAGCUGAAAGAGACAAAUAUCAGGAGGAAUCGUUAAGACUAAGAACUAAUUUUGAAAAACUAAGCUCUGAGAAUGCAGGUAAGCUGGGAGAAAUGAAGCAACUACAGAAUCAAAUAGAUUCAUUGACUCACCAACUACGGACCGAUUAUAAAGAUAUCGAGAAGAAUUAUCAUAAAGAGUGGGUUGAAUUACAAACAAGAUCUUUUGUCACUGAUGACAUAGAUGUUUAUUCUAAAGCAUUGGAUAGUGCCAUUAUGAAAUAUCAUGGAUUAAAAAUGCAAGAUAUAAACAGAAUCAUUGACGAAUUGUGGAAACGCACGUAUAGCGGUACUGAUAUAGAUACCAUCAAAAUUAGGUCAGAUGAGGUUAGUAGUACAGUGAAGGGCAAAUCAUAUAACUAUCGCGUUGUAAUGUAUAAACAGGAUGUUGAACUAGAUAUGAGAGGGAGAUGCUCCGCUGGUCAAAAGGUUCUAGCGUCAAUCAUCAUCAGGUUGGCUCUAUCUGAAACAUUCGGCGCAAAUUGUGGUGUUAUUGCCUUAGACGAACCUACAACCAAUUUGGAUGAAGAAAACAUCGAAAGUUUAGCGAAAUCAUUACACAAUAUAAUCAAUAUGAGAAAGCAUCAAAAAAAUUUCCAGCUAAUUGUCAUCACUCAUGAUGAGAAAUUUUUAAGCCAUAUGAAUGCAGCGGCAUUUACCGACCACUUUUUCAAGGUCAAGAGAGAUGACAGGCAAAAAUCACAAAUUGAAUGGGUGGAUAUCAAUAGAGUUACCUAUUAA
Messenger RNA from Saccharomyces kudriavzevii IFO 1802, 3951 nucleotides. RefSeq names its product MRX complex DNA-binding subunit (gene RAD50). Lineage: Eukaryota; Fungi; Ascomycota; Saccharomycetes; Saccharomycetales; Saccharomycetaceae. The transcript has a single exon. The record is from RefSeq and is a predicted model, not a curated record. Gene Ontology annotation, biological process: telomere maintenance via telomerase; chromosome organization involved in meiotic cell cycle; telomere maintenance via recombination. The coding region runs from base 1 to 3951 and encodes 1316 amino acids. Gene Ontology annotation, cellular component: nucleus; condensed nuclear chromosome; Mre11 complex. Gene Ontology annotation, molecular function: G-quadruplex DNA binding; ATP hydrolysis activity; single-stranded telomeric DNA binding.